Molecule: messenger RNA, 4852 nt
Organism: Nezara viridula (southern green stink bug)
Lineage: Eukaryota; Metazoa; Arthropoda; Insecta; Hemiptera; Pentatomidae
Source: the annotation of a GenBank genome assembly
GGGUUGGACUAGUGCCGCCGGUCCCCAGUGCUGUGCUGUGCCGUGGUACCAGUGUUCUCCGAUAUAGCCGCUUCUCCACGGUGGGGCCAGCCAGUGCCCUGGAACCUCGAGUCGUUUGACCGGCCAACAUAGCAAGUGAUGUUCGGAUGACGAUCAGCCUAGAGGGGCCCGGGGGUGCCAACGUGAGCUGCGCGGCCAGCUGGGAGCCGUACCAGACCGCGGCGUGCGCCCUGCUGCUGGUGGGGCAUGCGGCGCCGGCGGGGUCGGCCGCAGGGCUGCUGCUGCUGCGGCUGUGCGCGGGGGCGGGGGCCGCGCUCUCCGCCUGGGCCGCCCUCUGCGCCGCCGAUCGCCUCUUCUGGAACCUCGCCCUCGCCCUCGUCAACGCGCUCCACCUCCUCGCCCUGCUCUACCGCCUCCGCCCCGUCAGGUUCUCCAGCGAGGUAGAAGAGGUCUACUCCGCGGUGUUCGAGCCGCUGCGGGUGUCGAGGACGCAGUUCAAGAAGGUGCUGUCCUGCAUGAAGAUGAUCCGCCAGCUGCGCUACCAGGAGGUCUACGCCGAGGAGAAGGUCACCAAGGUCGACUCUCUCUCGCUCGUCCUCUCCGGAAAGUUGGUAGUGUCACAGAAUGGACGAGCCCUUCAUAUAGUUUUCCCACACCAGUUUCUCGAUUCACCGGAGUGGUUUGGAGUCUCUACCGAUGAAUAUUUUCAGGUAUCGGUGACUGCCAUGGAGGAGUCGAGGGUCCUUCUUUGGCAUCGAGACAAAUUAAAGUUAUCAAUAAUAACAGACCAGUUCCUUCAAGCUGUCUUCGAUCACGUUCUUGGUAGAGAUGUUGUUAAGAAACUUUUACAGGUCAGUGAAACGAUGUCCGCUACUAAGGAAUUGAACGGUCACCUCGGAGGAGGUUUUGAAGAAGCUGCUCCUGAAGAGAAACCGAUGCUGAUCGUCAAGAAGUCAGGAGAUGGGCCCGGUAUUACGGCCCUAAUUAACAGGCAACUUCAAGAGCUGGAAGAGCGAGAGCCGCUGCUCGAUAGCGGGCGCCUCGGUGCCUGCGUUGGUCUCGUCAACUCCGCCUUCAACAACAACAGGCACUCGUUCAACAACAACAGCAAAUGAUCCCAAUGCCUGGAGGUUGGGAAGGAUCGAGGAGACAGAACAAGAAACUCCUGUCUGAGAGAUAUAGCAUCAACAAUAAUUGUAACCUCAUGGACCUGUUCUCCCAGCCACAGCUGUUAUAGAUAAGGAUCAAGUGUCUAUGUAUCAUAUUUUAAAACAUUUUUUCUUUCUUCUACAUUUAGACAUGUUUAAAAGAAAAACAAUAAGUGUCUAUAUGAAAAAAGGGCAGUUAUGAGCUAAUCGGAUAAACCUUAUCGUUGAUUAAUAAUGUGUAUUAUAUAGUUUUAAUAUGAUAAUGUAACGAUAACAAUAUUUAAUACAAUAUUAAGGUUUUGGUGAGCAUGCAGACAGUACACUGUUGAUUCUGUUUGUACGUAUUCAAAAAGAGAAUAUUUCCUUAAUAAUGGAGAUAAUAUUCCAGAUCGGCUGCCUGUAUCAAGAUCUAGAGGGCAGCUAGGUAGGGUUGUGCCUUUAACUUCCAUUGUGGAUCUGAAUUUCAAUAAUUCUGAUUAUAAAAUUGUUUUCAGUAUUACCAUGGUGUAACUAAUACAGAUUGUAGAUUGUCUAAAUAAUAAUAACUGUAAAUAUUAACAUUAAUAGAGAGUUUGCUGUGAGAUAAGUGAGGUUAGGAAUGAGAGGAUGGCAUAGUUGAUUGUCGACUGAGCUUUGCGGUAGUAAUUACUACCUUAAUAUUAAGCAAGUGUUUCAUUUGGUACUGAGAACUCCACUCUGUCAAGCUGAAAGGUUUUUUUUAUUAAUUUGUGAAUUAUAAUCAAGUGACUGUUUAUUAAUUUUGGUUAAUUGAUAGAAGAAAAAGAAAUUGGUUGUCUAGGGGGACGUCUUAAGGCCAUAUUGAAUUAAUUUUUAUUAUUGGUAAUAAUUAUUUUAUUUUGAGUUUUUAAAAAAAAUUAAAAAUGUCUUAUUAUGAACUUUUGUUAAUUUUUUGAGCAAUCUUAUUUUUAUUUAUUUAUUUCAGAUGCUGCCAACUAACAGCUAUCUUUUUUCUUUUCUUUUUAACAUUAGUUGAGCUUAUAUGCAGAAACCAGAUUUUUAAGAAAUGAUAAAUCCUUAAGUACUUAAUGAAACAGCUCUAAUUUAAUUUUACAAUUGAUUUGCUUCAAGUUGAAAAUUAUUUUAAUAAACCAUGAUCAUUUUAUUUUAAAUAAUAAUGGGUUAAUAAAGUAAGGAAUAAAAUUUAGUAAAUGGUACCACAAACUUUUGUUGUAUUUAGCACUAGUACAAUUAUUAAUUCUCACUUGUUUUAAAGAAUAAAAUAAAAUAAAGAAAGAAGACAAUUUUUUUAAUUUUGGUGUCUUUUGGUUUUCAUUUUUCGUAAUUUAAGGCCAUAUUACACCAAUAUUUUAUUUAUUUCAUAUUAUUUUUGGUGUUUCGGACUAAACUAGGAGUAACUAAAUACCAACUUAAUUAAAUUGUAAACUAACAAUAAAAAAAUUUCCAGACUUCAAAAUGGAUCUAGUUUAGGCCAAAAUGUUGCUAAGAAUGAUAAUGUUAAAUAAAUGAAAUAUUGGUGUAUUAUGGCCUUAAAUUAUGAAAACUUUUUAUUUUUCUUCUUCAAAAAUGUCUGCAUUAAAACCUAUUACCAAAUAUAUUUCUGUAUUUAAUUUAGUUGUUUUACCAUCAGUUAUUAUUUAAAACCCUUAGAUCUUGUGGAAAUAAAUAAAUUUAUUUUUUCCUCUUAGUCUACUGAAAAGUCUUUUUAACAUAUUCAUUUAAGUAUAAGUUAAAAUAUUAAUGAGUUUCACGGUGUCUGAUAUUUUGAUAGGGUGGUAGAGGAUUCAAUGCCUGGUUAAUAGAUAGCAGUUAGUUGACACCUUAUUAAUUUCAUUGUUUAAAAGAUGUUUAUCCAAUCUAAAAUGGCCUAUUGACUCAUUUAAGUUACUUGUAUUUCUAAUUAUUCUCUCAAAUUCUUUUUAUUAUAAUAGUGAACUUUGUGUAACUAAUAAAAACCAAUCAGUUAAUUAAUGAUUAAAUCUAAUCAGUGAAUAGGUUAUGCCCACCGUUACCAAGAGCCUGUAUCAAAGCUGAUUUGAUGUUUCAUUGUUAUUUAUUUACACUCGAUUGUUUUGACCUUUCAGCAAAAGUUUAUCAGCUACAGUCGGAAUGAUUUAUUCUUGGUGCUGGAUUAUCAUUUUGAAGUUGCCUUCCGUUGUAUUAAUAUUAACAAAUACAAGGGUACAUUAUAUUUUCUAAGUACUUAAGUGUAAAGGUUAGUUGUUGCCAAUAAAAGUCUAUCUUCCACAUUAUGCAUCCCUAGCAUGUAGACUUCCUCUUAAGAUAGAUUAUUUUAUGUCAAUGUUUUACGUGUUGAAUAUGUUAAUAAUAUUAUUAUAUGUACACAAUACAUUGUAUGAUUGUUGUUUUAAUAUUAUUCUUGAAUCUAUGGGGAUUGUUCCAUCAAUACUUAUGUACUGUACCUAUCCCAAAAUUUAAUAUGGCUUUACAUGUUGGACAUAUUACCAUAACUUCUGAGGUUGGCUCUUCUUAUAAUGACAAAACAAUAAAUUUAUCCAAUUUUUAAUUUUUUUUUUACUUUUAUAAAAAUAGAAUUUGCCAUAAUGAUAUAAAAAUAAAGAUUAAAGAAAUCUUUUGGUAAAUUAUUUAAUUUUAUAAUUCUACAAUGUUAUCUAUAUGCGUUGUGUAGAUUCAGUAUGGAGAUCACGUUGAUCUGAAUUAAGUUACCACUUCUCAAAUAAAAUUGACCAAAGUAAAUUUACUUCUAGUUGAAUACUUUCAUCACAAAAAUUUAAAAAAAUAUGCAGCAUUAGUUUUGAGUUUUUUUAAAUAUUCCAAGUAAAUAACGAUCCUGUAGCCAAACACUGGCUUAAUGAAAUGCUAUUUUUUGAUACCAGUAAGUAGAUGAAUACUUUUUCUGUUGUUAAAAUGUUAAGUUAUACGAUGGCUUCAUUUUAAUGUAUUGCCGACAUGUUGACAAUCCUAACAAUCAGUAUGUUUGAUAACAACCUGUUCCUAAAUUACUGAUUACAUUAAUCAGAAGUCGAGCCACUUCACAAAGUCACUAUUGUUUCUUCUUAUCUCUCAUCUUAUCCAUCUUCUUUUGAGUGAAAAAAUACAUUGUUUGAUGUUUUAAGCAUUACAAAAAUACAUUAUUUGAUGUUAUAAGCAUUACAAAGUCUAAAUACAUUGAUUGAUCUUCUAAGCAUUACAAAAAGUCUUGAACUAAAAUUUAAUAUGAGGAGUUGAUCGGUGGGAAGGGGGAGGAGGAGGAGGUGCGGUCAAAUUAAUUAAUUUGACCGCACCCCCCGACCAACUCCUUCUCAUAUUAUAUCAACAGUCAACCAUCUCUACAUCAUUAAAAUGUAAUAUGUAUUUUCUUCAAUGAUUAUUUCUGUUGAUUGGUGUGUGAUAGAAUAAAAUUUGAUGACUGAUAUCAGGUUGAUUUUUUAGAAAAAGUAAUAUAAAAUUGUAUUGGAAUAAAGAGGACUCUGUUGAAGUUUCUAUUGUAUUCAGAAAAUUCAGCAAAAAUGUUAGAUAUUUUUCUCUAAUAAUUGGUGUUUUGAAAUUUUGUUGAAUAAAGAAAUCAAAAUACAUUGAUGUUAUAUUGAUGGAUUUUUGUCACCAUAUUCUGUAUUUACCAAUAAACCUAACCAAUAUUUGUCAAUAUAUUGAUUAUCAUUACUUUACAGAUAUCUACACUUCUCGCAAAUGCAUUUCAGUUCAGGCAUUUGGUUUUUUGUUUAAUAAAUUGUAUAAUUCAG